ACAUUCCGCUUCGUGGGGACCGUGGGAGAGCAGUUUCCUGGCAGCCAGAGUGCCUUAAAAAAUCACGGAAACUGCGGUAGAAAAAUCCACAAAUAAUUCAAGAGAAAUUCAACUGGGAUUCCAAAUUAACACUUAUUCCAGACUUGCAUCCUUCUUGCCUCUGCGGCAGAGAUGACCACCGAGAAGACCGAGUACACCCCCGUGGAGGUUGGAGCCCCUCAGACACCUCCCCCUGGGUAUCCAGGCUUCCCUGUCGGGUUCGGCAUGCCGCCCAUGCCCGGCCCAAACAUGGUCUCCGGGCCUGCACCCGGCGGUCUGCCCUUCCCUCCACCCACUGCCUUUGCACCGGGGGUUCCUGGAGCUUUUGGCAUGGCCAAUAACCCCCAUGGAGGCUCAGGAUACACCAACCCCUGCUCUCCAUAUUCCCAACCAGGCCCAGGAUUUGAUGGAAAUUUAAAUGAUGAUGUCUACGUUAACGAGGAGGAUCCGCCGGCCUUCCACGAGAAUCAGGACUUUGAUUUUGGAUUGGAUAACAAAAGCAUAAGAAGAGCCUUUAUCCGAAAAGUGUUCUUGGUGCUAACUGCUCAGCUGAUGGUGACGUUCGCCUUCGUGGCCGUCUUCACCUUCGUGGAUGAAGUCAAGAGUUUUGUCAUAGUGAACACCUGGACCUAUCUGGUGUCCUACGCCGUGUUCUUUGUGUCCGUCUGCGUGAUCAGCUGCUGUGGAAGCGUUCGCCGGAGACACCCUUGGAACCUGAUUGCGCUGUCCAUCUUGACGCUCAGCAUGUCCUACAUGGUGGGAAUGAUCGCCAGUUUCCACGACACUGAGUCUGUGGUCAUGGCUGUGGGAAUCACAGCGUUUGUGUGCUUCACAGUGGUCCUCUUCUCUCUGCAGACCAAGUACGACUUUACUUCCUGCUAUGGUGUGCUGUUCGUCUGUUUGAUCGUCCUGAUUGUCUUUGGGAUCCUCUGCAUCUUCAUCCGUGACAGGAUUCUGCACAUUGUGUAUGCCGGACUGGGAGCAUUACUCUUCACCUGUUUCCUGGCGGUUGACACACAGCUGCUGCUUGGCAACAAAGAACUGGCCCUGAGUCCAGAGGAAUACGUCUUCGCCGCUCUUAACCUGUACACGGACAUCAUCAACGUCUUCCUGUAUAUUCUCGCCAUCAUCGGAAGAGCAAGGGGAGGCUGAGCAGGAAGACCGGCGCAUGACGAUCCAUACAAAAAAUUAAAAUGUGUUUUCAGAUCACGUGUAGAAGUGAGUUCCCAUAAUCACAAUGUUUGAUUUGCUUUGUAGUGUGUAUUCACCACAUAGGUAAGGACUGCUUUUGCUUUAUCCUGUGUAAAUGCUAUUUUUUUAUGAUCCUUUAAGUAGAUGGGGCAAUGGAAGUUACAGUUUGUGAAGCUAUUUAUGAGGUGUAUGACCUGUUAUGAAACUGUAUUUGGUUUAGAAAAUUGUAUCCUAUGCCAUGCAAAAUCAUUGAACAUGGCAGGUUUUUCUCAGGGUUUUCAGCUUCCUCUCAGUCUUCAUCAGAAGAAGUUUGCUCAGUAGAAGUGGGGAUACAUUUGUUGGCAUUAUAGCACACAAGACUUCUUGUCUGUGUUGGAUUCUUUAACCAGAUGAAGACUGUGUGAAGCUGUAAAAACCCUGAAAAAAGCUACUCAGUGGACCUUGGGACUGUUUUGUCAAGCUAAACUCUAUUUCCAGGGUCCAGAGUGGACUUUGAUGCUUGACAAAUAAACCAGCAGGGAUGAAAAGGGCUAAAAAAAGAAAAAAAAAAUAGUGCAGUGGAUGAUGAACUUAAAUAUCAACUGACCUGUCUCCACGACAACCAAGCAAGCUUCAUCCACUGCUUAAAAAUGUAAAAAGUUGUUACAAAGUGGACCUUGUGUUUCUUCUUCUUCUUCUUCUUCUUUUUGUCAAACUUCUCUUUCUACACUUAAUUAACUUUCAUGCUUUCAAGUAUUGAAACUUUUUUAAACCUGACGUCUGUUCUUUGUAUUUCAGUAAAAGAAUCCUGACAAAAUCA
Messenger RNA from Stegastes partitus (bicolor damselfish), 2029 nucleotides. It is a transcript of the gene grinab, whose product is annotated as glutamate receptor, ionotropic, N-methyl D-aspartate-associated protein 1b (glutamate binding). The transcript is spliced from 7 exons. The coding region runs from base 172 to 1191 and encodes 339 amino acids. Gene Ontology annotation, biological process: negative regulation of apoptotic signaling pathway. Gene Ontology annotation, cellular component: Golgi apparatus; membrane; endoplasmic reticulum. The record is from RefSeq and is a predicted model, not a curated record. Lineage: Eukaryota; Metazoa; Chordata; Actinopteri; Pomacentridae.